Messenger RNA from Labrus bergylta (ballan wrasse), 4501 nucleotides. It is a transcript of the gene ecm2, whose product is annotated as extracellular matrix protein 2, female organ and adipocyte specific. The record is from RefSeq and is a predicted model, not a curated record. Gene Ontology annotation, biological process: extracellular matrix organization; positive regulation of cell-substrate adhesion. Gene Ontology annotation, cellular component: extracellular matrix. Gene Ontology annotation, molecular function: protein binding; heparin binding; collagen V binding. Lineage: Eukaryota; Metazoa; Chordata; Actinopteri; Labriformes; Labridae.
UGUCUCUCUCUCUCUCUUUCUUUUUAGUACCUUCUCCCUCUCUCUCUGUGUGUCUGUCCAAGUAGCAUUACAAAUCCUGGCUUUCUUCAGAACGCUUAGCUUGCUCUGCACUGUACAAAACUGCUCCUCGCUCUCAAAACACCAGGAACUAGACACACACAUACACAUAGGGUCAACACUUAGACACACACACACACCUCUCCUGGAGCUCCUGCAGAACCAGAAAGGAGGAGAAAAAAGAGGAUUGAAGAAUUUGGCCUCAAGUCCUUCAAACGCCUUCAAACUGCUGGGAUGAGGUGGUGGCUUGUGGUGGCCAGUCUGUGGCUGCUACUGGGGCUGACCAUUGCUGAUGCUCAGACUGGACACUGGAACCAAGACAGUGGGACCCGCAUGCAGAAGAGAAAGAGGGACGGACAAGGUCGUCGGCAGGCAAGAGGGGGACGCCUCAGACCUAUGAAGAUUAGACUGAUACCUGGUCCCAGCAUCCCAGUGGAGCCUAAAGAAAACCAUGGAAACACUCUGUUCCUGAAUUCCUACAAAAAUGUACAAGAACAGCACUCAACCUACAACCUUAUCCCAGGUAAGCAGGGCCACUGUGUGUACCAGGGUCUCACCAUGUUCGACCAAGCCGUCUGGUCUCCUCAGCCCUGUGUGACUUGUCAGUGUACCAGAGGACAAGUGGUUUGUGACAAGAUCACCUGUCCCAAAACACACUGCCAUUUCCCCUUCACUCCUGCUGGGGAGUGCUGUCCCGUCUGCAUGGAGCCAGAACCUGACCUCAGCCUUGACAUUUCUGGUGACUCCCCAGUUCCCAACGACACAGAUGAGGACGUGACCCUGCUGACCCAGACGGAGAUCCAGCGAAUUCUAUGGCGUGAGGAAGAGGAGCACAGAGAGGAAGAGGAGCGCUUGAGAAAGAAGGACGAGGCUAGGAAAAAGAAGAGGAAGCAGAGGAAGGAGCAGGAGGAGAUACAGAGAAAGAUAGUGGAGGAGAGGAGAAGGGAAGAAGAGGAGGCUCUGAAGCUGCAGUUAAAGAAAGAGGAGGAAGAGUGGAGGAAGCAGGAGGAGAGAAGGAGAGAGGAGGAGGAGAGGAGGAUAGAAGAGGAGGAGGACAGAAGGAAGAGGGAGAAAGCAGAGAGGGAAGCAAGGGAGAAAGAAAGGGAAUUAGAAGAGGAAAGGAGGAAGCAGGAGGAGAUACUGAGGGAGGAACUGCUCGCACUGAUGGAGGCGGAAGAGAAGCAUCGGGAGGAAGAAGAUGAGCAGAAGGGGUGGGGGAAGCAGGAGGAGGAAAGGUGGAGAUGGGAGGAAGACACCGAGAGAGAAGCAAGAGAGACUCAAAGGGAGCUAGAAAAAGAAAGGAGAAAGCAGGAGGAGAGAUUAAGGGAGAAACUACUGGAACUGGUGGAGGAGGAAGAGGAGAAGUACCAGGAGACACUGGAGGAGGAGGAAGAGGUCUGGCUGAGGGGAGAUGUGUUUCAGAUGCCCCCAAAAGAACCUGAAGAACCCGAAGAACCUGAGCGCCUCCCUACUCCGAUCCCAAAACCUCCUACUUCAAUAGAUGAGCUGGAGGAGCUGGAGGAGCUGGAGGAGAUUGAAACAGAGGUGGAGGAGGCAGUGGAGGUAGAGGAGGAAGAUGAGGAGAGGGAGGUUUUGGUGGUGGACAGAGGAAGCCUCCCUCCAGGCUGUGAAUUCUCUGAUGUCACUGUGACAUGUGAUAAUGCCAAACUCCUCUACUUCCCUCCUCUGGCCAUACCCGAGCUCAAAUCUCUCAGUCUGGAAGGCAACAGCAUCAGCAGCAUUCCAGCAGGAGCCUUCAACGGCAUCCCCAACCUGGAAUGGAUCAACCUGAAGAAGAACAAGCUCACCUCUGCUGGCAUUGAUGCUAAAGCCUUUAAAGGUUUGAAGAAUUUAAGGCGUCUCUACUUGGAUGGGAACCAUCUAGAAGCUGUGCCAAUUGACCUUCCUUCCACCUUGCAGGAGCUGAAGAUUAAUGAGAACAGACUGAAAAUCAUCAAUGAUCAUAGCUUCAGAGGUCUGAGCACUUUGGUGAUUCUGGAGUUAGAAGGAAAUCUGCUGAGUGAGGGGAAUGUAGCCCCUCUGGCUUUUGCUCCCCUCAUCCAGCUCUCAUACCUCAGAAUGGGCAGAAACCACUUCCGGACCAUACCACAGGGCCUUCCCAUGUCAUUACUGGAGCUGUACUUGGAAAAUAACUUGAUUGAGGAAAUCUCAGAGACAGUUUUCAAUCAGACUCACAGUCUGAAUGUGAUAUCUCUCAGACACAACAGGCUGGAUGAGAGCAGGAUCGCCCCAAUGGCCUGGAUUAACCACAGAAAUCUGGAGUCAAUCGACCUUUCGCAUAAUGACCUCUACCUGGUUCCUUCCUACCUUCCGAUGUCUCUGGUUCACUUAGUGCUUGUGGGAAACAAAAUAGAAAGGGUACCUGGUUAUGUCUUCGCUCAUAUGGACCCUGGCAUAGAGUACCUCUACCUCUCUUAUAAUAAAUUGGAUGGGGAGGGAAUCGAACCAGAGUCAUUCUUCGGCUCAUACAACUCAAUGGUGGAACUGUGUCUGGAUCACAAUCAGCUGGUCAGCGUGCCGUCUGGCAUCAACGAGAUGACCAAUUUACACUUUCUAAGACUCAACAACAACAAUAUAAGGAGUAUCCCUGAAGAAGGCAUCUGUGACCCGAAUCUCAGUGGAGAGUCGACUCUGGUUGCCGUGAGGCUAGAGAACAACUACAUUGACCCCAAGAAGAUCUCUCCAUCAGCCUUUUCCUGUGUACGCUCCUCCUCCAGUGUGGUCUUAAAACCCCAGAAAACACAGUGACCUGAGUUCACAUAAAUCAAAAAUUGCUUAAAGACACUUGUUGAAACCGUCAGAAACACAGAGGAUGAGAUUGGUUUUUAAUAUGACAACCGAAGACAAAAUGUAAGAUAAGUCCUCCCGUUUCUCACUCUCAUUCUGUAUGUUACUGACAUCACACCCAAAUGAAAGCUUAGAAAAAUGCUGUUCAGAAAUACAGGUUGAACAUGGGAAGAAGGAAAAAUGUAACUGUCAAAAGUUACGUCUGAUGUAAUUUACCAUGUGGGAAUCUUCUGCCUUGUCAUAUCUUUGGACUGAACUAUUAGGGCUUGAAAUUUGUUUUGCAGUGUUGUUCCGCCCACCUUGAACUUGUAUCAAGGAAACAGAACACCUUCAGACAUCAAAAGCAAACUCAUUGCUGCUUUAGUGAAACAUUAAACUCUCUAAAAUGGAAAGAUUUCAUGCACCAUACACUGUAAAAUCAAAAUACUAAUAAGGGAAUGGAAAGAUUUCUGUCAAGUUGGACCACAAGCCCAACACAUUAUAUUUAACAACUUUACCACCUUCAUGUUCCAUUUCUCAGCUCUGUCUCCUCCAAUUCCUUCUUUCAUAAAUAGUGUGAGAGGUUAAAUCCCAUGUGUUACGCCAUCCUCAGAACUCUUUUAGCUAAAGAUGAAGAAGGUUAAAGAACUAAAAUGAGGUGAGCGCUGUUGGAGAGCUACUCUCCAACCUUUGAGAGAUUAAGAGACAGAAGAUGGAAUCGCUUAAGCCCAAUUCCUCAAUGGCUAACAUGUUAGAUGGGGAUUCCGGUUGAGAAGGUUUAUUUUCUUAAGAGUUUCAUGUUGAUGAGUUAAUCAGUAUGUGGACUAUUUUGUCUGAGGGAAUCAAUACCUUAGAGCAGUGGUUCUCAACUGGUUGAGCCUCAGGACCCACCAACUACUACUCCAUGAAAAUCGCGACCCAAAUUUCUGAUAUUUUUCAACCAAUCAUAUUUAAUUUAAUAUAAGAAUUGUGCAGUCUGGACCUCAGACGGUACGAAGCCAAAGAGUGAUAGCACAAAGAAACUGAAGGAAACAAACUUGUUAAAAAAGCGCUUCAACGCCUUUUUGACAGCAUUUCUCUUCCAGGCACACCUCGACCCACUAAAAACAGCUCCGCGCCCCACUUUUGGGUCCCGACCCACCAGUUGAAAACCACUGCCUCAGACUUUCCUUUAAAAAAAAAAAAAAAGGCAUAAAGAACUCCCCCCAAGCAACACAAUGAGAUAUGAGUAAUGACUUGCUCCAUAGCUAUUUUCCAACUUUACAUUUACCUUCAACAGUUUUAUUUUAAAGAUGUCCUUCCUGUUUCACCAAACAAAACAGGCUUAAGUAUACUCAAGGUCGACAAAUAUGCCUCAUCUAUCAACCUCUGUUUCCACUCACAUCAGCUCUAAGUGUGAUUAAAAGAAGACGUCUGCAGCUUGGGAGUGUGAAUGCUUUGUGUUGGAGUGUUUUUUUUUAAUAGAGUUGUGAGUUUUCAUAAAAACUGACCUGUGCAGAAAACAUGUUUUCUUUUCCAACAUGUCUAUUGAAAUACAAUUGCCAUUUACUUUGCUCUUGGCUGGCCAAUAUGCAUAAAUUAUAUCACAAUGUUUUUUACUGUCUUGCUUAACACUUUGUUACGAUGCACAAUUCAAAUAAAAUGUACCAUAUUCCAA